Messenger RNA from Guillardia theta CCMP2712, 528 nucleotides. RefSeq lists its product as hypothetical. Bases 1 to 528 code for a protein of 175 amino acids. The record is from RefSeq and is a predicted model, not a curated record. Lineage: Eukaryota; Cryptophyceae; Pyrenomonadales; Geminigeraceae. The transcript has a single exon.
AUGUCUUAUGUGUCAUGCAAGCAGAAAAACCCUGCCAAAAGCAAGAUAACGCAUCCCAACAUUGCUGAUUUGUAUUUCUACGAUGAGUUGAAACGCACAGGCGUCAUUAAGGAUGUGGUUCGAAGUCUAAGGAAAUCGAAACUAAUGAGGAUCAAGCCUGUCGUACAAUCACAUCCGCCUCCAUCGAAUCCUCGAAUCCAGAAACGACAUUCGGUUGCCAUCAUGGCCAGCAACGAAAUGGAUCCUUCAAAGAGCGCUGAAAGGAGCAAGAUGCUGAAGAGGAGAAGCUGUGUCUACUGCCCAGUGGGCUCAUCAAACAGGAGGUCAUCCUUACAGUCGUACAUCAAUCCUUUGAAGAAACCAACGGGUGUGACGUACAUCCCACCCAGGCCUUCUCCAUCCAACAUACAGCGUGUUUCUCAGCAGAGAAGUUGGCGCGUCUCGAGCCCGCGCACGUUGAUUGCAAACUGUUCAUUUUCACCGCUCAUGUUUACGGAUGCAGCCUACCUGUUGCUGGAUAUGAAGUGA